GGCUCUGGAACCUGACCACGGGGCGUUGAUGACCCUGGCAGCUGCUGCCCAUCAGCAAUGAAAGGCUUAUCGGGCAGCCGCAGCCAUCACCACGGAGUCACCUGUGAUUCCACCUGCGAUUCACUGUCGCACCACUCAGACCGCAAGCCCUACCUGUUGAGCCCCGUGGACCACCACCCGGCCGACCACCCGUACUACACGCAGCGCAACUCCUUCCAGGCCGAGUGUGUGGGCCCUUUCAGCGAUCCGCUGGCCAGCAGCACCUUCCCGCGGCGCCACUACACAUCGCAGCAGGAGCUCAAGGACGAGUGCGCCCUGGUGCCCCGCACCCUGGCCGCCAAGGCCAACCGCCUGCCGCCCAACCUCCUGGACCAGUUCGAGCGGCAGCUGCCCCUCAACCGGGAUGGGUACCACACGCUGCAGUACAAGCGCACAGCGGUGGAGCACCGCAGCGACAGCCCUGGGCGCAUCCGCCACCUGGUCCACUCGGUCCAGAAGCUCUUCACCAAAUCCCACUCGCUGGAGGGGCCGUCCAAGGGCAGCGUCAACGGGGGCAAAGCCAGCCCCGACGACACCCAGACCAUGAGGUACAGCAAGCGAGGCAAGAGCAAGGAGCGGCGCGCCGAACCCAAAGCGCGCGCCCCCAGCUGGUGGAGCUCGGACGACAAUCUGGACGGGGACGUGUGCAUCUACCAUGCGCCGUCCGGCGUCAUGACGGUGGGCCGCUGCCCCGACCGCUCGGCCUCGCAGUACUUCGUGGAGGCCUACAAUACCGUCAGCGAGCAGGCUGUCAAGGCCUCGCGGAGCAACAACGAUGUCAAGUGCUCCACCUGUGCCAACCUGCCCGUCAGCCUGGACGCCCCGCUGCUGAAGAAGAGCGCCUGGUCGUCUACGCUCACCGUCAGCCGCGCGCGCGAGGUGUAUCAGAAGGCCGCGGUCAACGUGGACCAGGCCCUGGUGAAGGCCGAGGCGCGCCAGCAGGAGCGGUCCUGCCAGUACCUACAGGUUCCCCAAGAUGACUGGUCAGGAUAUAAUCCUCGUGGUAAAGAUGAUGAAAUUCCAUGCCGGAGAAUGCGGAGCGGCAGCUAUAUCAAGGCGAUGGGGGAUGAAGACAGUGGCGAUUCAGACACUAGUCCCAAGCCUUCUCCCAAGGUUGCUGCAAGGAGAGAAAGCUAUCUCAAAGCCACCCAGCCAUCCCUUACAGAACUCACCACGCUCAAGAUUUCCAAUGAACACUCACCCAAACUCCAGAUCCGGAGCCACAGUUACCUGAGGGCAGUCAGUGAAGUCUCCAUCAAUCGGAGCUUGGACAGCUUGGACCCAGCAGGUCUGCUUACAUCACCCAAGUUCCGCUCCAGAAAUGAAAGCUACAUGCGAGCCAUGAGCACCAUCAGCCAGGUGAGCGAGAUGGAAGUGAACGGCCAGUUCGAGUCGGUGUGUGAGUCUGUGUUCAGUGAGCUGGAGUCGCAGGCGGUGGAGGCCCUGGACCUGCCGGUGCCCGGCUGCUUCCGCAUGCGGAGCCACAGCUACGUGCGGGCCAUCGAGAAGGGCUGCUCACAGGACGACGAGUGCGUGUCCCUGCGGUCCUCGUCUCCACCACGCACCACCACCACCGUGCGGACCAUCCAGAGCAGCACAGUGUCAUCUUGCAUUACAACAUAUAAGAAGACACCACCUCCAGUCCCACCCAGAACUACCACGAAACCUUUCAUUUCUAUCACAGCCCAGAGUAGCACAGAGUCUGCCCAAGAUGCCUACAUGGAUGGACAGGGCCAACGAGGAGACAUUAUCAGCCAGUCUGGACUCAGCAACUCCACAGAGAGCCUGGACAGUAUGAAGGCUCUUACAGCUGCCAUCGAAGCUGCAAAUGCCCAAAUCCAUGGCCCUGCGAGUCAGCACAUGGGCAAUAACACAGCCACUGUCACCACCACGACCACCAUAGCCACCGUCACUACGGAGGACAGAAAGAAGGAUCACUUUAAGAAGAACAGAUGCCUGUCUAUUGGGAUACAGGUCGACGACGCUGAAGAACCUGACAAAACAGAUGAGCACAAAGUGCCCAGUAAGUUCCAGUCCGUAGGAGUGCAAGUAGAAGAGGAGAAGUGCUUCCGCAGAUUCACGCGUUCCAACAGUGUGACCACAGCAGUGCAGGCGGACCUGGACUUCCAUGACAAUCUGGAAAAUUCUCUGGAAUCGAUAGAGGACAAUUCAUGUCCCAGCCCCAUGGCCAGACAGUUCUCCCGGGAUGCCAGCACCUCGACAGUGAGCAUCCAGGGCUCGGGAAACCACUACCACGCCUGUGCGGCCGACGAAGACUUCGACGCUGAUUUCGACCCCUCCAUCCUGCCUCCCCCGGACCCUUGGAUUGACUCUAUCACUGAGGACCCUCUGGAGGCCGUCCAGAGGUCUGUGUGUCACCGGGAUGGCCACUGGUUUUUGAAGUUGCUCCAGGCAGAGCGGGACCGCAUGGAAGGGUGGUGCCAGCAGAUGGAGCGAGAACAGCGGGAGAACAGCCUGCCCGAGGACAUUCUAGGGAAAAUCCGAACUGCAGUGGGCAGUGCCCAACUCCUCAUGGCCCAGAAAUUCUACCAGUUCAGAGAACUGUGUGAAGAAAACCUGAAUCCAAAUGCGCAUCCAAGGCCCAGCUCCCAGGAUUUGGCGGGGUUCUGGGACAUGCUGCAGUUGUCCAUAGAAAAUAUUAGUAUGAAAUUUGAUGAACUCCAUCAGUUAAAGGCCAAUAACUGGAAACAGAUGGAUCCUCUUGACAAGAAGGAGAGAAGGGUCCCUCCUCCGGUGCCAAAGAAGCCGGCCAAGGGCCCCGCGCCGCUGAUCCGGGAGCGCUCGCUGGAGAGCUCGCAGCGCCAGGAGGCCCGAAAGCGCCUGAUGGCCGCCAAGCGCGCCGCGUCCGUCCGCCAGAACUCGGCCACCGAGAGCGCGGAGAGCAUCGAGAUCUACAUCCCCGAGGCGCAGACGCGGCUCUGAGCCGCCCGCCCCGCCG
Elephantulus edwardii (Cape elephant shrew) is the source of this 2998-nucleotide messenger RNA. RefSeq names its product discs, large (Drosophila) homolog-associated protein 1 (gene DLGAP1). Gene Ontology annotation, biological process: signaling. The record is from RefSeq and is a predicted model, not a curated record. Gene Ontology annotation, cellular component: postsynaptic specialization; glutamatergic synapse. The coding region runs from base 58 to 2982 and encodes 974 amino acids. The transcript is spliced from 10 exons. NCBI's taxonomy places the organism in Eukaryota, Metazoa, Chordata, Mammalia, Macroscelidea, Macroscelididae. Gene Ontology annotation, molecular function: molecular adaptor activity.